Fibroporia radiculosa is the source of this 591-nucleotide messenger RNA. RefSeq lists its product as uncharacterized. Lineage: Eukaryota; Fungi; Basidiomycota; Agaricomycetes; Polyporales; Fibroporiaceae. Gene Ontology annotation, molecular function: protein binding. The record is from RefSeq and is a predicted model, not a curated record. The transcript is spliced from 3 exons. Bases 1 to 591 code for a protein of 196 amino acids.
AUGGACUAUCUUGUUAUCGAGGGCUACAAGAGCGCUGCGGAGGAAUUCAGCCGGGAAACUGGGAUGGAGUCACCCGUGGACUUUGACAGCAUCGAGAGUAGAAUGAACAUUCGCGAGGCGCUACAUCGCGGGGAUGUCAGCGACGCGAUUACACGAAUAAAUGACUUGAAUCCCGAGAUACUGGAUACAAAUCAAGCGCUAUAUUUUAAGUUGCAACAACAGAAACUUAUUGAAUACAUCCGUGAGGGCAAUAUUACCGAAGCACUUCAAUUUGCGCAAGAAGAGUUGGCUCCGAGAGGGGAAGAGAGCCCGGAGUUUCUGUCUGAACUCGAAAGAACCAUGACACUGUUGGCAUUUCAGUCCUCGCCACUUGCACCUACGGCCAUUAGCGAGCUUUUAUCGCCAGCGCAGCGAAUGAAGACUGCAGGGGAAGUGAAUGCAGCUGUAUUGGAAAGUCUUAGUCAGGGCAAAGAAGCGAAGCUGAUUGGCUUGCUCAAAGUGCUCUCCUGGGGAGAGAGCAUGCUGAGUGAGCGUGCAGAGUUCCCCAAGUUGAACAUGUCGGACGGGUCAUUUACAUACGAGAGCAAGUGA